AGUAAUCAAACGGUAACUUACCUACAGGUACGACUAAUUACACAGGUGAAAAAUUCGAAUGAAAAGUUAAUGAAAAAAAUUCUUUGCAAGAAUAAAUGAAUUACUACUAUACGCCAUCUUCAGUAAUGAAGUUUGCUGUGUAUAAAAAAAAAUCAUAACAAACCGAAAUGUCAGUGUCAUUUGUUGUGUACUAGCAGAUGGAUGCCCAAAAUCAAAACAAACCUGAAAAUCAAUGUCAUUGACAUCAUUGACUUAGUAAAUGAAUAUUUCAACUUCUAAACAGUAUUCCGCAAUAGUUAUCAUUCAAAAUUUAUUGUUGCUAUUCGAUGUUUGUGUUAAUUCAUUUUCUAGUUUUACUCGAUCUUAUCCUGUAGAACUUUUAUCUCUUUACAUAAUUCAGGAUUUUUGUUUGAUUGUUGCUUUAACAUUGUUGUUGGUUAAUUUUUUCGCUACGUAUAUUUUCCAGACAGGACUUAUUCAACUGCUGUACGUCAGAUUUCGCACAACUUUAGUACUAUGUGUUCUUUACAUAAUAUUGAGUAUUAUUCUCCAUAUAUGGCAUAUGACCAUUCAUUGGAACUACCCUCUAACUCAUUAUUGGACCAGAGGUUUUCAUUGCCUUUAUUCAAUACACAGAACAGUUGCAGUAAUAUACUAUUACUUUUACAAAAGAGCGUCUCUUAGAAUUGGUGAUCCAAGAUUUUAUGAAGGCUCAUCUUGGAUGGAAAAACAACUCAAUCUCACUUGAAAAAUUACGUACAAAAAAAACCAAAGAUUAAAUACUAGAUUAAAUUUUUUAUAAAUUAAAGUAUGUCAUAAUUAAAGUACUUUAUACUUUUGA
Molecule: messenger RNA, 841 nt
Organism: Cotesia glomerata
Lineage: Eukaryota; Metazoa; Arthropoda; Insecta; Hymenoptera; Braconidae
Product: transmembrane protein 138
Exons: 5
Coding region: 260-748 (162 amino acids)
Cellular component (GO): cilium
Source: RefSeq, a predicted model, not a curated record